Thyridium curvatum is the source of this 1140-nucleotide messenger RNA. RefSeq lists its product as uncharacterized. The record is from RefSeq and is a predicted model, not a curated record. The transcript is spliced from 4 exons. Gene Ontology annotation, cellular component: endoplasmic reticulum. The coding region runs from base 1 to 1140 and encodes 379 amino acids. NCBI's taxonomy places the organism in Eukaryota, Fungi, Ascomycota, Sordariomycetes, Thyridiales, Thyridiaceae. Gene Ontology annotation, biological process: ergosterol biosynthetic process. Gene Ontology annotation, molecular function: sterol 24-C-methyltransferase activity.
AUGCCUUCCAAGCAGGGUCUCGAGAGAGAGGAUCACAAGCGUGAUGCCGACUUCAACAAGGCCCUUCACGGCAACUCGGCCAAGGCCACUGGUGGUGUUGCCGCCAUGUUCUCCAAGAACAAGGAGGCCAAGAAGGCUGCCAUGGACGAGUACUUCAAGCACUUUGACAACAAGAGGGCCGAGGACGAGACCGCUGAGGAUCGUGCGGCCCGAACCAAGGAGUAUGCUACUCUGACGAGACAUUAUUACAACCUCGCCACCGACCUUUACGAGUACGGCUGGGGACAGAGCUUCCACUUCUGCCGCUUCUCUCCCAAUGAGUCUUUCUACCAGGCCAUCGCCCGCCAUGAGCACUAUCUGGCCCACUCCAUCGGCAUCCAGGAGGGCAUGACCGUUCUCGACGUUGGCUGCGGUGUUGGUGGCCCGGCCCGCGAGAUCGCCAAGUUCACCGGCUGCAACGUUGUCGGUCUGAACAACAACGAUUACCAGAUCGAGCGAGCCACCCAAUACGCCGUCAAGGAGGGCCUUUCGGACCAGCUCAAGUUUGUCAAGGGCGACUUCAUGCAAAUGUCCUUCCCCGACAACAGCUUCGAUGCCGUGUACGCGAUUGAGGCGACAGUCCAUGCGCCCAAGCUCGAGGGUGUCUACGGCGAGAUUUUCCGUGUUCUCAAGCCCGGCGGUACCUUUGGCGUGUACGAGUGGCUCAUGACGGACAACUACGACAACGACAACGUUCGCCACCGUGAGAUCCGUCUGGGUAUCGAGCACGGUAACGGCAUCUCCAAUAUGUGCAAGAUCUCGGAGGGCGUUGCGGCCAUGGAGAAUGUUGGCUUUGAGCUGCUGAGGCACGAGGAUCUUGCUGACCGGGGCGAUGCCCUGCCUUGGUACUGGCCCCUGGCUGGUGAGCUCAAGUACCUCCAGUCCUAUGGCGACCUGUUCACCAUCCUGCGGAUGACGACGUGGGCCCGGACUGUCCUUCACGGCAUCGCCGGCGUCCUGGAGAAGGUCGGCGUGGCGCCCGCCGGCACCAAGAAGACCGCCGAUGCUCUGGCCAUUGGUGGCGACUCCCUCGUCGCUGGUGCCAGGGAAAACCUCUUCACGCCCAUGUACCUGAUGGUCGGACGCAAGCCCCAGAAGUAA